Molecule: messenger RNA, 1683 nt
Organism: Penicillium oxalicum
Lineage: Eukaryota; Fungi; Ascomycota; Eurotiomycetes; Eurotiales; Aspergillaceae
Gene: faeB-2
Product: putative feruloyl esterase
Exons: 2
Coding region: 1-1683 (560 amino acids)
Source: RefSeq, a predicted model, not a curated record
AUGGACAAUCACAAUGUAUUUAAUGGCACUUCUCCAUGGACUCUGGGAACAAACCUCCAGUGGGUGCUAGAAUACCCGUUGAACCAAUUCAAAGCGGCCAUGAUGACUCGGCUCUCCCCCUGGGGCAUGUUUGGGGCCGUUUCCGCGGCCCUGGCAAGUCAGGAUGCAUUCCAGACCAGAUGUUCCGGCUUUGCACAUCAUAUCGAUCUGCCAAACGUCAGCGUCCACUUUGCCGAGUACGUUGCUGGCGGGACGAAUCUGUCUCUGCCAGAAAAUGCGGCCAGCUGCGCUGCGCCAUACCAAGCAGUAUCUGUGGACGUGUGUCGUGUGGCCAUGACCGUCUCCACAUCAAACAGCAGCGAGAUCUCACUUGAGGCUUGGUUUCCACGCGAUUAUAAAGGUCGCUUUUUAAGCACAGGAAACGGUGGACUCUCGGGUUGCAUCCAAUACUACGAUCUGGCGUACACUGCACAGCUGGGCUUUGCCACAGUCGGGGCCAACAACGGACACAAUGGUACCUCCGGAGCACCGUUCUUGAAUAACCCUGAUGUGCUAGAGGACUUUGUUCAUCGCUCGGUUCACACCGGCGUGGUGAUUGGCAAAGAGCUCACGAAGCAAUUCUACAAGGAAGGUUACAGUAAAAGCUAUUACCUCGGAUGUUCCACGGGAGGCCGCCAGGGAUUUAAAUCCAUUCAAAAAUAUCCAGAUGAUUUUGAUGGUGUGGUUGCUGGAGCGCCUGCGAUCAACAUGAUCGGUCUCUUUUCUUGGAGUGCCCACUUCUACACGAUCCUCGGCCCCCAAGGCUCCGACACAUAUCUCUCACCUGCGGAGUGGAAAGUCGUUCACGAGGAAAUUCUCCGACAGUGCGACGCUCUUGACGGCGCGAAGGAUGGAAUCAUUGAGGACACUGAUCUGUGUCAGCCAAUUCUGACCACCCUGAUCUGCGCUCCCGGCUCGAAGAAUAAGACUCCUUGUCUCUCUGCUUCCCAAGUCCACGCUGCUCAGCAAGUCUUCGCGCCUGUCUAUGGGCUGAAUGGGACUCGGUUGUACCCACGUAUGCAACCCGGCUCCGAAGAGUUUGCAGCACCGAUCAUAUAUAAUGGCCAGCCUUUCCCGUACAGCACCGAUUGGUUGAAAUACGUGGUCUACAAUGAUUCUUCCUGGGAGGGUAAGGACUGGACAAUGCAGGACGCUGCGGUUGCAAUGGCCCAAAACCCUUUUAAUAUUCAGACCUGGGAAGGCGAUAUCUCUCCGUUCAAGAAAGCCGGUGGCAAAGUCUUGCACUAUCACGGCAUGCAGGACCAGCUGAUUAGCUCUGACGACUCCAAGUGGUAUUAUGCUCACGUUGCGAAUACUAUGGGCUUGCCUCCAUCUAGCUUGGACGAAUUUUAUCGCUUCUUCCCCAUCAGUGGCAUGGCCCACUGCGGCGGUGGGGACGGUGCGUACGGCAUUGGCCAGGGGCUGCGGACGUAUGCUGGCACAGAUCCGCAGGAUAACGUCCUGAUGGCUAUGGUCCAGUGGGUGGAGGAAGGGAAGGCUCCAGAAACCUUACGGGGUGCAAAAUUCGUCAAUGGGCCUGGCUCAGAGGUCGAGUACCGCCGCAGACACUGUCGCUACCCAAAGCGGAAUGUUUUCGUGGGCCCUGGCCACUAUACUGAUGAAAAUGCUUGGAAGUGUGUGUAG